Eutrema salsugineum is the source of this 738-nucleotide messenger RNA. RefSeq names its product probable E3 ubiquitin-protein ligase RNF217. Gene Ontology annotation, biological process: protein polyubiquitination; positive regulation of proteasomal ubiquitin-dependent protein catabolic process; ubiquitin-dependent protein catabolic process. Gene Ontology annotation, molecular function: ubiquitin conjugating enzyme binding; zinc ion binding; ubiquitin protein ligase activity. Gene Ontology annotation, cellular component: ubiquitin ligase complex; cytoplasm. The record is from RefSeq and is a predicted model, not a curated record. The transcript has 2 exons. The coding region runs from base 1 to 738 and encodes 245 amino acids. Lineage: Eukaryota; Viridiplantae; Streptophyta; Magnoliopsida; Brassicales; Brassicaceae.
AUGAAUCACACCAGAUGGAUUAAGCGAGAAGGAUGGUGGAAAGAAGUUGAGAAUCAAUCCGCCGAGCCAUCUAGAAGGUUAUGUAUGCUCUGUAUGGACGAGAAGCCUUCCUCCGACAUCUUCCGAGGAGCCACUGACUGCAAUCACUCCUACUGCACGGAGUGCACCAUCCAUUACGUAGCGGACAAGAUCAAAGAAAACUCAGGGUGGAUCAAAUGCCCUGACGUGGGGUGCACGCGUUUUCUAGAUCCCUACAUAUGUAGACAUCUGAUCCCUAAAGACGUGUUCGAGCGUUGGGAGAAAAUCUCGUGCGAGUCGUUGUUCUCGCCGCGGGAUAAGUUCUACUGUCCGUUCAAAGACUGUUCGGCGAUGAUGGUUGAAGAUGGAUUUAGUGCUAACGUGACGCAGACCGAGUGUCCUUCUUGUCACAGACUGUUCUGCAUGCAGUGUAAGGUGACGUGGCACAAGGGGAUUGGCUGUGAGGAGUUCCAGAGUUCUGGGAACACGAAGAAGAAGAGUAGUGAUGACAAAGAUGCUGUGUUGAUUCAGAUGGCUAAUAAUAAGCAGUGGAGAAGGUGUCCUAGUUGCAAGUUCUACGUCGGAAAAUCCUAUGCCUCCUAUGGCUGUAUGCAUAUUAGGUGCAGGUGUGGAUUUCAGUUUUGCUAUCGUUGUGGAUCGGCGUGGAAGGAUUCUCAUUACGCAUGCAGAACUCUAAGGCAGUAUUACAUCUUCAACUAA